AUGGACACUGCUGCGGCACAAUCAACCAAAGUCUGCAUUGUUUGCUCUUACUGUUAUUCAGAUAGCGCGAUUCCGUCGUACGCCGUAAUGAUCACCGAUUUGCAACCGGAAGCCGGCGGCGAUGUUAGUGAUGAGUCAAUCAUCUCCAUUCGCCCCACAUUUCUCAUCGAUGGAAUCUCUUUCGACGACGGCCUCUACAAUUUCUGCGUUCUGAAUUCAACCCUGUACAUGAUCGAGAUGGGCAUCCAUACCAUCGCCCGAUCCCUGGGAGGGAAAUCGGUAUAUACCUACGAUCUGUCGCGGUACCUGAAAGACAGCGGCGGCGCCGUGUGCGGUGACAUUUUGCGUAAAGACGAUCUGCUGGCCGCGCCGGAAAUGUUGUACCCCAAAUUCCUUCCUUUCGUGAGCCCCACGCCCGACGGAAAGAGGAUUGUGGUAUUUUCAUCUACUAUUACUACCAGUGCUGAAGAAAUCGAUUUCGAGGUGUACGACCCGCAGAACAAGGCCUGGCAGAAGCUCCCGUCGCUACGAGACUAUCUGCUCAGGACGGGGUGCCAUUGUCCCGAGGACAUUGAAAUACAAGGAUUUACUUUCCUCACGAGCUCAGUCAUGCUUUUCCAAACGAGUGAAGGAAUUUUCAUAUUUGAUAUCGAUAUGCCGAAGCUCGGUUGGCAUAAGCAGGAUUCGUAUCUUGGGGCCAAGAGAAUCCCUUUCAAUGAUCGCUUUUUCGUAAUCGAAGAUGGGAUUCAGCUAUGCCUGGAUUCUUCCAAGGCUUACGACAUUUCCCCUAGGGCCAAGACCAAGUACAAGGAACGCUUGUUUGAUUCGAGCAUGGCCUCUUGGUAUCCUACAUCAUCGCUCGCUUUGAAUGUGGAUGUCAGGUUUGGAGUACGUUGUUCUUUCCAGACCGAUGUGGUUUAUGACGAGGAGCGUCACGCUCUUCUUGUGGUGCGCUUGCAAACGGCCCUAGAUAUGUACACGCAGAUCGCGUACAUGGUUUUGGAUGUGUCUCGCUAUAACCUCAAGAAAUACAAAGAGGAUUAUAGGAAGAAGAAGAAGAAGGAAGUUGUGGAGGGAAAAGGUCUUCUUCUGAAUGCUAGCUCUGUGGAUUCGUUCAAGUUCAAGCUUGAUAGAGAGCUGUGCUGGAGUUUUAUUCCGCACUGUGUGUCAGUUAUUCGAGCCUAA
Striga asiatica is the source of this 1185-nucleotide messenger RNA. Lineage: Eukaryota; Viridiplantae; Streptophyta; Magnoliopsida; Lamiales; Orobanchaceae. The record is from the annotation of a GenBank genome assembly.